GUUCUUCAACGUUGGGGCAAGAACUGGUGCGUGAGUCAUGCAGUUUUCAUCAAAAUAGUCCACCUCUCACGACAGCUUUUAUUACCCAAAACCGUAUGGAGCUUGACGACAGCGAAGCUGUCUGCUUUUGUGGAACACAUUUUCCUUAACCUUUCGCAAUCGAUUUUUGGUUUCCAUUUUGCCGUCUUCACUCAAUUUUUAUACCUCUCUCUGCCGAUGGAAUUCUCUACGCGGCCCGGCAAACAUUGCAAUACAUGUUUACCAUUUCUCUUCUUCAAAAUAGCUCCAAAUCAAAUUACACGAUUCUUGGACUCCAACGGUGGUCCCGGCAUUCAACACAUCGGUCUCAGUGUGAGCAACAUCUUUGAUGCGGUUCGUGUUGGCCGUGCCGGUGGAGCGCAGUUUCUCGAUCCACCAAAGACUUAUUAUGAUGAAGUAGGUUUCUGUUCAUCUGAUGAAUGUAUUGUUUUUCCAAAAAGAGAACUACCUGGACAUGGAAUAAGCCAGUUUUUUUCUUUAUUUGUUCUUUUCCCCAAAAUUGCUCUCACUUUU
Messenger RNA from Echinostoma caproni, 552 nucleotides. The record is from the annotation of a GenBank genome assembly. NCBI's taxonomy places the organism in Eukaryota, Metazoa, Platyhelminthes, Trematoda, Plagiorchiida, Echinostomatidae.